AUGCCGUCGAAGAGAAGAUCAGAUUCUUUGCCUGCUAAAAAUUCAAAUUUUUCGAAACGCGAUUCAUUGGUAGUUGAAUAUGAAGAGACUGAAAAUUUUGUUAAUGCCAACAUCAUUCCAUCUGCUGAUGACUCUGGUGAAUCGGAUUUAGAAGAUACCCUAGAUGAAAAUGUUCAGUUUGAAUCUGAUAUUUCUGAGUCUGAAGAUGGUUCUGAUUUUUUGCAAAAGGCCAUAUCAUAUGACAACGUGUAUGAAAAUUACGACAACUGUCAAAAAAAAUUAGAAGCUGAUUAUGUGUUUGAUUGGAAACAGGGUGAGUGUAAUCAGAACAAAACUUUUAAUAACGAGAUUAUGCUGAGCCGAAAACAUGAGUCUGAUAUAAUAAACAGUACUCCAACCGAGUUGUUUGAAUACUUCUUUUCAACGGAACUGAAAAAUCAUAUUAUCAACUGUACGAUAAAAAACGGCCAUGAGAUGUCAGUUACUGAAUUAGAAGUUUUCAUUGGCAUAAUAAUAUUUACAAUGUAUAACCAAAGAUUGUCUCAACGGGAUUAUUGGUCUCAAGAUCCACAUUUGAAAGCAGAACCAGUGGCAUCUGCAAUGACACGCGAUAAUUUUGAAAACAUAAAAUCAAAAAUAAAAUUCCACGAACCCGAAUAUCAAAAUAAUGCUGACAGAGAAUGGCGUGUAAGAAAAUUGACUGAUAUAUUCCGGAGCAAUCUAAUUCGAUUUGGCAUUUUUUCAAGUUCACUAUCCAUCGACGAGAUGAUGUUAAGAUUUUAUGGAAGGUCAGUUUUGAAGCAGUUUAUAAAAGGUAAACCAGUAAGGUUUGGAAUAAAAUUAUGGGCUCUCUGCAGUUCCAAUGGUUACCUUUUUGAUUUUGAAAUAUAUUGUGGCAAAAUGGACAAUAAAAGUGAAAAAUUAGCAAACUGUACUCUUGGUAGUCGUGUUGUUAUAAAUAUGUUACAAGUCGUUUUCCGUAAUGUACAUCUGCGUAACCGAGAAGAUCUGCACAUUUAUUUUGACAAUCUCUUCACUAGUCCGGAUCUUCUAGUUCAUUUGAAAAAAUAUGGAUUAGUUGCUACUGGUACAGUCAGAGCAAAUAGAGUCAAUAUCAAGAAUGCAAUCACAGAGAAAGAUGAAAGAGGAAAAUGGGAAGUGAAACACGAAAAAAAGAGUGGCAUAAAUUUCAUAACUGUGAUGGACUCCAAACCAGUUUCUUUAUUAUCCACUGCAGCUGGAGUAACGCCACUGGGAAAAGUAAAACGUCGUCAGAAAGGCAAGAAAGAAAAAAAAGAAUUAGAUUUUCCGAAUGCGUUUAUGCUGUAUAAUCAGUUCAUGGGUGGCGUUGAUUUACACGAUCAACGAUGCAAUGCAAUAGAGCCAAUUAUAAGAUCGAAGAAAUAG
Molecule: messenger RNA, 1407 nt
Organism: Leptopilina boulardi
Lineage: Eukaryota; Metazoa; Arthropoda; Insecta; Hymenoptera; Figitidae
Product: piggyBac transposable element-derived protein 3-like
Exons: 2
Coding region: 1-1407 (468 amino acids)
Molecular function (GO): sequence-specific DNA binding
Source: RefSeq, a predicted model, not a curated record